ACAGCGAGCAGCUCUCCCUCCGCAAACACCAUGGCUUCCACCGUCCUCUGCGCGCUGUGCGGAGUUAUUCUGGCGGCUGUGGCCAGCCUCCACGGCGUGAGCGCACAGAAAAGUCAGUGUGGCAAGUCCGAGUUUUGGAACUCCGAUUUGGGCGUUUGUGUGCCCUGCGCGUCCUGCAAACAGUACCCGAAGACCCCGUCAUGCAAUACAUGCAAACCUAUGGAGGAGACGCCCGACGUGUGGAAGCUUGCAGCCAUCACCAGCUUUUCGGUGCUGGCUGUGGUGCUGGUCAGCGCUGCUCUGAUCAUCGGGGUCAUGGUGCACAGACGCAAGUCCCAUAAACGGCCUCUACGCGGUAAGACUCACGAGAGAAACUCACCAUUUUGUGAGGCCAGGGCGUACAGAGAGCAUCACAUCUGUGCCCAAAUAAUUCCCAUCCUCCGGUUUGGCCUUAGCCCAUCGAGGAGACUGCGGGGCCACUCUAUCAAGCUUAAACAGAUGAGUAGCCUCAUCUUCCUCUGGAAAGAGAUGCGCGGAAGCAAGGAGCCCGACAGAGGAGCCUCCGGACGAUGA
Messenger RNA from Menidia menidia (Atlantic silverside), 573 nucleotides. NCBI's taxonomy places the organism in Eukaryota, Metazoa, Chordata, Actinopteri, Atheriniformes, Atherinopsidae. The record is from the annotation of a GenBank genome assembly.